AUGAUUUUCCAAUUGAAGGUAACAGUAUGUCUGAUCGAACUGACGGCGGCGGCAGUGACCGACGAGGACGUGGCUUUUCUGGCCUGGGGCCUGGCAACUCUUCAAUCGAUAACGCCGAUCGUCAUCCAAAUUUUCAUCGAACGCAAAAUUGUCAGUCAAUCUGAUUUUCGGUAUUGAAGUUCUCGGAAUUAAGCUGACUGAAAUGAUCGCGUUCGGCUACUUUGAAAUCGCCUACUUCACAGUCGGGAUUCUGACGUUUCUACGGGUCAUCAUCUACUUUGUGGUUGCCAGCAGCAAGGUGGCCAAUUUCUCAUAGUUUAUUAAAAUUAUUCGAAAAAACCAAUACAUUACUGCAAAAAAGUUAAUAUUAAAACUGACUUGAAACGUAUUCCUUGAGGGUUUUCUCAAGAUUUUGAACAAAAUGUGCAAAAAGAGAUUUUGACAUUUAUGCCGUGUUCAAAGUGAUUCCGCGAAAUUCAAAAUAGCCGCCAGAGAAAGAGAAAGAUAACUGAAUUUUGGAGGGUCAGAGACCAUUUCGCAUUUCGCGGAAAUUACUUUGAACACGGCAUUAUGAAGCUUAUUUUGUUUUUAUCUAGCGGGGUUUAACGUCUCUUUGACGAUUGGCUCGGGCCUGAAACUCCCAACUUGAAAUAUUUCAACCGGGUCUUCGAACGAUUAUUGGAAAAAAUGGUGCAAAAACGCCUUGUUGCUUUUUUGUAGCCUUUGUAGGUUUUCUAAACGCCUCUAAGCGACUUUUUUCUUAACUCGAAGAGUUUGAGAUAUCUUUGACGAUUGGCUCAAACCUGAAACCACCGACUUGGAGUGAAAAUCGAAAUGAAAAAGUGUGCAAAGAGAAAUGAUCUAUUUCUGUAGGAUUUUUUUUAUGUAAAGUGGUUUUUAACGUUACUUUGGCCAUUAGGUCGCAUAAAGUCCAUUAGUUUGCUUCUAUUCGAAUAUUUUGAGCUUCUCUGAAAAUAAAUUCCGCCAGCCAACUUUUUUUCCGAGGGUAUCGAUGAGAUGCCGAAAAAAUGAAAAACUGAGAAUCCAGGUUGCUUUUUUGAGCUAUUACUUUUAUCACAACAAUUUCACAAGUCUCUAAAACUUUAGUUCAGGUUUUGACACGCUCCGCCCCUUUUGAGGAUGAUUAUAGCCCAAAUAAGAAAAAUAAAACCUAAUUUUUUGUUCGUAGUCCUAAUGGAAUGUAGCGUGAUUUAAAUGAAAGAUAAUACUAAUAUGAAAACGUUUUGUGUCGAUUUAAAAGUGACUAUACUGAAAAAGGAAUUUCAAGGUCGGUCUCCCGGUGAACUUCAUCCACCACUACAUGCACCUCGACUAUUCCUUCAUGCACGAACAUCUCGAAACGAUUACUGUUUCAAACCUAUUUCGGGACGUCGGUUCGUCGAAAAGAACCUUUUUGAUGAAAAGUGACAACAAAUUUCAGCUUUCCUCGUCAUUUUAAUAUUCUACGAGGUGGUCACCAUUUAUCACUUCACCUAUGUGACUCUUCAGGUAAACUCACAAUUUAUGAAAAACAGAUGAACUUGACGAAAUGAGUCAAUGAUGAGGCUUUUGGAUACAUUUUUUUCAAAACUGGCCUUUUUUGGGAUUGUUUUUACCUUUUCUCCAGAAGAAGAGGUUGAAAAUAAACGUUUUAGCCAAAUAAAAAGAAUAAGAGAUACUUCAAAGGCUGUUUUUGAAACAAAUGGUAUCAUUAUCACUUCUCAGACCUACGUAACGGGAACCGGACGCGCUCCGGACGUUUCUGAGAAUCUCUAGGGAACACUUGAGAGUUCUGUCGCUACUAAAGUGGUCCCUAGAAAUGCCUCGACAAGUCCGAUUCGCGCCUGUGUCUAGUUACCACGAUCCGAGUUCAUAUCAUUGAAAUUCAAAAUUUAUUUUAGCUACUGUUUUUUGGUCUUGUGAACAUAUCUAUGGUACCAUAUUUAGGAAACUUUUCAAAUUCAAAAAAAAAACUUGUUCUUAUUUUAGCAAAAUUUUCUUCUUGAUACACUUUUUCUCUAAAUUGUCUCAAGACGGGAAUAAUCUAUUUCCCAGUAAAAUUAUAAAUUUAGUGCAUCCGAUACAAAGACGCGCGUCAACGAAGAAGCGUUUCACAGCGGCGGCACGAGAACGAUUGUUCCGGAAGUUUCUGGAGCCAAGACGGCAGUAAUUUGUGCAUUUUGGACAUUCCGUCACUUCAGACCUCAGCAUCGAGAUGUUAGCUGAUGAGGAAUAAUGGAAUGAGCCUCAAAAAAUCUUUAAAAAUCAGCGGUUCUCCGAAAUUAUUUUUUGAAUGAAGCUUUUUUUAAAUUCCAGUUAUACUUCUUUUUUAAGCAAGAAAUGCGGGUCUGUGGGCCUACAAUCAUCCGAACCUGAUCAUUCCGAACCAAAUCCGAACCAAGUGUUCAUCCGAACCUAAUCAUUCCGAACCAAUGGAGUAUUCAUUCCGAACCAAUUGA
Messenger RNA from Caenorhabditis auriculariae, 2459 nucleotides. NCBI's taxonomy places the organism in Eukaryota, Metazoa, Nematoda, Chromadorea, Rhabditida, Rhabditidae. The record is from the annotation of a GenBank genome assembly.